AUGUCUUCGUUCUACGCCGAGGGAACUCCCGAUCGGGUCAAAGAUGCUAAGGGCCUCCACCUGAUAACCUCCCUAACCCCCAACGGACGAAAAGUCAACAUCCUCCUCGAAGAACUAAAAGACACCUACAACCUCGAAUGGACAACAAGCCUAAUCGACCUAGACACAAAGGAACAGAAAAAAGACUGGUUUCUAAGUCUGAAUCCCAACGGCCGCAUCCCAAUCAUAAUCGACAACACCAAAACCCCACCUCAUACCGUCAUGGAAUCCUCCGCAGUGCUCCUCUACCUCGUCUCAACAGCAGACAAGGAGCACCAAUUCUGGUUCUGGGAUCCAAUCGAACAAAGCAAAGCCUUCCAAUGGCUGAUCUUCUGGAACGCAUCAGGCCAGCCGAUCCAGGGACAAUAUAACUAUUUCCGGAGGAAUGCGAGUGAAACCCGUAGUUUUCCAUUUCUUUCAGAUCCUGACUUGGGAGUCAUGUUGAUGUCUUUUCUAGGCGCGAUAACCCGCUUCAGGGAUGAGAUCUUGCGGAUUUACCGCGUUUUUGAGGCUCAUUUGUCUGGGAAACAUACAGGUAGUGCGCGCGAGUACCUUGCUGGGUCGAGCAAAGGUAAAUAUAGUAUUGUUGAUAUUAAUGCUUGGGGGUGGAUUCGGACGUUUCAGUCUAUUGGGCUUUUGGAGGAGGAGGUUGCUGAGUUGCCUCAUUUGGGGGCAUGGGUGGAUCGCAUUGAGGCUCGACCAGCUGUGCAAAGGGGGUUGGGGGAGUGGUAUGAUGAGGACGUUCAUCCGGAGUUAUUGAUUAGUACAAAUUAA
Messenger RNA from Aspergillus alliaceus, 813 nucleotides. RefSeq names its product putative glutathione S-transferase family protein. NCBI's taxonomy places the organism in Eukaryota, Fungi, Ascomycota, Eurotiomycetes, Eurotiales, Aspergillaceae. The coding region runs from base 1 to 813 and encodes 270 amino acids. The transcript has 3 exons. The record is from RefSeq and is a predicted model, not a curated record.